AUCAGAAGCAUUUACAUGUGGCCAAAUUUAUGGUGGGGAAAUGUAAAAACAUGUACGGUAAAUAAGCGAGUACAAGCCCCACGAAAAAUAAUUAAAUGGUGGGGAAUCGAAGCUCCCACGCACGAAUCCCAUUAUAUAAACUUUCCAUCUCAGUCGUACGUUUAUUGUUCCGUUUCCUGCCCUUGCCAUUGCCAUCGAAGAACCAGAAGAAGGAAAACUCAAAGAAUCCAAAGGGCCAUCCCUUCUGGGCUUCUUUGCUUCAAGAAGUGGGUGCCUUUGGAUUUCGAUUUCAGGAAUGAGAGCAAGAGACUGAUAUCAAAGCAGAAACAUUUUCUCACGGGAGGAGGGGCUCUCUGGUUUUUCUUUCCUGCAAUCGGUUUUCCAUCGGAUUUUGUUGCUGAUUGGUUUUACAUUUUCCUGGGAAAAUCCUUAGAUCUGAUACUGCUUUCUGGGUCUUCCUUGUAUUGCAUGCAUGGGAGCAGUGGUUGUCUAGCAUGCUAUAGUAAGAACGCACCGAAAACUAAAGUGAAUGAGCCACCGAAAAGGUUGUUAAACGAACAUCGGACUGAAAAGAAACCAAGCAUAUCAGAGGAUUUCUGGACCACCAGCACGUGGGAUAUGGACAACAGUGCAGUUCAGUCCCAGGGAAGCAUCUCAUCAAUCAGCACAAACCAGACGCUUGAUCCGCAUGGUGGCUCUGGCAGCAAUAGCACCCCUUCCGAAUUUGUAAAUCAUGGUCUUCUUCUCUGGAACCAGACUAGGCACCGUUGGGUAGGGAAUAAAAAGUCUGAGAGCCCAUCAAAGAAAAUUCGAGAACCCAAAUUAAGUUGGAAUGCGUCAUAUGAAAGUUUACUUGGGAGUUCCAAGCCUUUCCCUCAGCCUAUUCCUCUCCCGGAAAUGGUAGAUUUUCUCGUUGAUAUUUGGGAGCAAGAAGGGUUGUACGAUUGAGCGGCAGAGGUACUAGAGAUUUUUAAGCUGGCUAGUUACGAAAGUUGAUCCAGGUGUUUGUAACACUAUUACCGCCUCCUAGAAAAUAGGAAGCAAUAGCAUGGCUAGUGCAUUAUCAACUAUCACAUCAUUUUUUGCUUGCUUGUUCUUGGAUUUUAACUCUCGUGGCAUUUUAGAUGCGCCCUUGUGUUGCAUUCAAACUGAUUUUAUAGGAUUGGUUUCUUCCACUGUUCUUAGUGGGGGGUUUUGGAAGACGAAGAUUGACCUUUGUCUACACUUUCCUUUCAUUGUCAUCCUCCGCCCCCUUGCUGUAUCUGAUUCAGUGUUCAUUUCUGUUUAUAUCUGGGACCGAACCCACUUUCUUUGUUAGUUAUGGGUCAAAGUGGAAAUAUGAUUUCUUUGAAAUUGUGCACAGGGUUGUAAAUGAGUUGAGCCAACCUGAACAUUCAA
Messenger RNA from Malus domestica (apple), 1398 nucleotides. RefSeq lists its product as uncharacterized. Lineage: Eukaryota; Viridiplantae; Streptophyta; Magnoliopsida; Rosales; Rosaceae. The record is from RefSeq and is a predicted model, not a curated record.